Cuscuta campestris is the source of this 1711-nucleotide messenger RNA. Lineage: Eukaryota; Viridiplantae; Streptophyta; Magnoliopsida; Solanales; Convolvulaceae. The record is from the annotation of a GenBank genome assembly.
AAGAUAUAAAGAGGAACUUGUUGAAUUUUUUAAGGAUGAACUUCGUAUAAUCAUUAAUCCUUUUGAAUUUGUUAUUGUUGAAAAAUUGAAUGCCGUAUUAGAAGUUUUUAAUAACGCAACUCUUACUUUUUCCCAUGUUUACCAACCAACUACAAAUACAUUUUUUAAAGAGUGCAUUACAAUCGCAACAUGUUUUCGUGAAAGUAUGGCUGAUCCAGAUUUGUACCCUUAUGUCUCUCCUAUGAGAGAUAAAUAGUGUACUUAUUAUUUGUACAUUCCUAAAAUUUAUAAAAUAGUCCUUAAACAUCGAUACCAUUCCACAUUUAGUCAUCAAUCUACUCUUCUGUCUCAAUGCUAUUAGACAAAGAUUAAACGCGAAAUGACACUCAAUUAAUAAGGAACACAAAGAUAAUAUUUCAGAAAUAUGGACUAAACAUGAAAAACCUCAUAUUAGAAAUGAUCAUUUAGCGUUUAACAAAGGCGAGGGACUCUCUCUUCUCUCCAACGGCGAAGAAGAAGUGAAGACCUAAGAAAAAUCACGAUUCCCCAGAAGUAUCACUGAAAUCGACGACUGGAAAGGAAAUCUCACCGUCUCAGUCAAGUGGAAUUUCUGGGAAAGCUGGAAGCGCCAUGAAUACACCAAGCGGAAACGAUCCAAAACAAGGACUGGAAACUAGAUCACCGGAAUAUGAAUCUGGCCAGGAAAUUCUGGUGAACCAAGAGGAUAAAGAAGAUGAUAACAAUAUAAUCCAGAAAGUGCCAACUUACGCUGAAGUGUUGAGAUCUGAUGAGGUACAAGUAGAUCUAUCGUUCUUGCAAUAUGAUGAAAUAAAUGGACAGAGGGUAGCUAGAAUCACAGAAGAAGAUAUUAUUGUUAGUGAAGGCAUUUGGGAUUGUGCUAUUAUCUGUUGUGUGCUUGGUGCAAACCCUCCGCUCGAGGUUAUGAAAGGAUUUAUCACACGUAUUUGGAAGGAUUUUGAGGUGGAUGAUAUUAGCUUCCAUAAGGAAGGACAAUUUAUUGUGCAUUUUAAGAGCUCGGAGAAAAGGGAUGAAGUAGCGAAGAGGAAAUAUUACUAUUUCGACAAUAAACCAAUGAUGGUGCAGAAAUGGCACCCUGGGACUCAACUGAAUUUAAUGGAGCUGAAUAUGUUCCAAUCUGGGUCCAAUUCCCUGGAUUGGAUGUUAAAUAUUGGAGCCUCUCAGGUGCAUCAAGACUUCCCAGAUACUAUCAAAUUUGUGGACAAUGGGGGAAGAGUGAUUGAACAGCCUGUAUCUUAUGAAUGGAAGCCAUCAAUAUGCUCAAAAUGUGGUAAAAUGGGUCAUGUUGGAGAGCACUGUAGGAAGAAAGAGGGCAGACUGGAGAGAGUUAUACAAAAGAAGAUAUGGAGGCCAAAGAUCAUAGUGAAUGAUAACACUGUUGACAGAACUAUUGAAAAUACCCCAAGGCAGGAACCAAUGGCUGAGGAUAAUACACCAGCCAAUGCAAGAGACAAGAAUGAGGAUAAAGAAGAGGAGGCAGGAUUCAAACUGGUCACUGGAAAGAAGGCAGCAAGAAGGUUAACCAUAGAAGAUUUGAUAAACCAAGAACAGCCAAUAAGGGAAUCCCCUUAUGGUCACUACCCAUUUCUUCAAUGAUAGUAUGUUGGAAUGUGAGAGGGCUCAACAGCCAUAACAAACAAUGGGAAGUUAGAAAUAUAGCUGAUAAAUAUAA